This is a messenger RNA of Elaeis guineensis (African oil palm), 1171 nucleotides long. Its product is annotated as WAT1-related protein At3g30340. The record is from RefSeq and is a predicted model, not a curated record. Gene Ontology annotation, molecular function: transmembrane transporter activity. Lineage: Eukaryota; Viridiplantae; Streptophyta; Magnoliopsida; Arecales; Arecaceae. Gene Ontology annotation, cellular component: membrane.
GGUGGAGAUGGGAUGGUGUGAAGAGUGGAAGCCAAUUUUUGUAAUGCUGGCUGUGGAAGUGGCUUAUGCUGCCAUGAACACCGUGAUCAAGACCGCCACCGAUGAGGGGAUGAACGGGCUCAUCUUCAUCACUCUUCGCCAAUUGAUUGCCACCUUGUUCAUGGCUCCUGUGGCCUAUUUUCGAGAACGGAAGACUAGACCAAAGCUGACAACUGAAAUCAUUGUAUAUCUUUUCUUCAGUGCGAUGUUCGGGACUUCACUCACGCAGUAUCUCUUCUUCUUUGGUUUGAGAAAUACUACAGCAACGUUUGCAUGCGCUUUUCUUAACAUGGUUCCUGUGUUGACCUUCCUGAUAGCCUUGCCCUUCCGUUUGGAGACACUAAAUGUGAAGACAAGAGCAGGGAUUGCAAAGUUGCUUGGGACUAUCAUAUGCCUUGUUGGAGCAACAUUGCUUACAUUUUAUAAAGGUGUGGCCUUAACCAACACUACCCACCAAUCAUCAGUAUCAAAGCAACAAGGGAGAUACAAUGCAAGCUAUAGCACAAAGCAAUGGAUGAUGGGUUCGAUGGCCUAUCUUGCUGGUUGCCUUAGUUGGUCCUCAUGGUUCCUCCUCCAAUCUAAAGUUGGUAAGAAGUAUCCAGCACUGUACUCUGGGAGUUUCCUCAUAUUUUUCCUUGGUUUCCUUCAAGGAGCGGUGUUAAGCUUAGCCACUCAGAAGAGUUUCUCUGUAUGGGUUCUGAAAAAAAAGGUGGAGAUCAUUACCGUCAUUGUUUCGGGGAUAGCAGGAUCUGGAUUUUGCUUCUUGGCCAUGUCAUGGUGUGUGGAGAAGAGAGGCCCUGUCUUUACUGCUGCAUUCACUCCUCUUCUACAAAUUUUGGUGGCUGGAAUUGACUUCUCCAUCCUCCAUGAACCGCUUUACCUUGGAAGUGUUUUGGGGUCUGUUCUUGUGAUUCCAGGCCUCUAUUUUCUGCUGUGGGGAAAGAGAAAGGAGGCCCAGAGUUCUGCGGCGAAGACGACCGAAGAAAAUGAAGAACACCAAGUGCAACUGCAAACUGUAUGAUGAAACUGGAUCAUUUUGAAUUAAGGGGCUGAUAUCUUCUUCUACUUUAGUUUUAAUUAAUGUUCUCUUGAGAGCAACACAUGUACGUUGAAGAACUGAAGGAGGAACAUU